This is a messenger RNA of Talaromyces atroroseus, 1467 nucleotides long. RefSeq lists its product as hypothetical. The record is from RefSeq and is a predicted model, not a curated record. The transcript has 2 exons. The coding region runs from base 1 to 1467 and encodes 488 amino acids. Lineage: Eukaryota; Fungi; Ascomycota; Eurotiomycetes; Eurotiales; Trichocomaceae. Gene Ontology annotation, molecular function: transmembrane transporter activity. Gene Ontology annotation, biological process: transmembrane transport.
AUGGGCGACGUCGAAAAAGCCGCGGCCGCUAGUCUAAAGCCUCCCGCAGUUUCUACUACAGACGACAACUUGGUGGACUGGGAUGGACCCAAUGAUCCCACAAAUCCGGUGAACUGGCCGUUUCGCAGACGAUGGCUGGUCACAAUCAGUGUAGCUGGGUUCAGCUUCAUAUCCCCAACAUCAACUUCAAUGACAGCUCCAGCCUUAUCUUCAAUUGGCGAGGAUCUGAACAUUACUUCAUCAUUCAUGCUUAACUUGACAUUGUCGAGUUUCAUCUUAGCAUACGCAUUUGGCCCAUUUGCAGUAGCGCCUCUUUCCGAAGUCUAUGGACGAGUAAAAGUUUUGCAAGUAUCCAAUAUAAUGUACCUAUUUUUCAAUCUCGGUUGUGGAUUUGCUCAAAACUCGGCUCAACUCAUUGUCUGUCGGUUUUUUGCCGGAUUGGGUGGAAGUGCUCCUCUUGUGAUUGGAGCCGGUGUCCUCGCAGACUGCUGGAGACCAGAGGAGCGUGGUACCGCGAUCAGCCUAUUCACUAUGGUGACCCUGCUUGGCCCAACCAUAGGCCCCAUCGUGGGUGGAUUUAUCACGCAGUACAGCAAUUGGCGCUGGAUAUUUUACUCCCUCACGAUUGCCGAUGCAGUCAUCCAAGUGUUUGGUUUCCUUGUCCUUAGGGAGACGUAUGCACCGAAGCUUCUUGGUGACAAAGCACGAGCGUUACGAGCGGAAACGGGAAAUGAUGCAUUAUACACAAAGUGGGAAAAGGGGGGCCGCAGUAUGAAAAUAAUUUUGAGAACAGCACUUGCAAGGCCAUUCAUCUUCCUAUUCACCCAGCCAAUCUGCCAGAUGCUCACGUUAUACGUCGCCUACCUAUAUGGUCUUACUUACUUGAUGUUGACUACAUUCCCCUCCCUCUGGACCGGCGUUUACGGUGAGAGUAUAAGUAUUGGCGGAUUGAACUAUCUUUCACUUGGAAUCGGAUAUGCCAUCGGUACACAAGGUACCGCACGAAUCAACGACAUCAUCUAUCGGCGCUUAUCGGCAAAAAGUGGCACGGGUGCGGGACAGCCAGAAUAUCGUCUACCCAUGCUGCUCGUCUCAGCCAUCUUGGUUCCAAUUGGUCUCUUCUGGUACGGAUGGAGUGCGCAGGCUCAGAUUCAGUGGAUUAUGCCAGAUAUUGGGGCCGCAAUCUUUGGAAUCGGAGUAAGAAUUGGAUAUCAAUGCUGCCAGGUCUAUGUCGUCGAUACAUACAGAACGUAUGCCGCAUCAGCAGGAGCUGUCCUGGUCUUUUUGCGGUCUCUCGCUGGUUUUGGAUUUCCACUGUUUGCGCCCUACAUGUUUGAGGCACUGGAUUAUGGAUGGGGAAAUAGUGUCCUUGCCUUCAUUGCCAUUUUUAUCGGUAUUCCAGCGCCUUUCAUUUUGUGGAAAUGGGGCCCGACAUUACGGGAGAGGAGCCGUUACCAGAUUUUAUAA